ACUUAAUCAAUAAAACAAGAAAAAUUUAAGUAAAAAUGAAAUGUCUCAUAUCGACUUAAUUGUGAAUUUUCUGGGUAAUUCUGAGUUUUGAAUGUAGGUUGAUAGAAUGUACAAGUACCAAAUGAAGAUUAUGUAACUUAAUGCUGUUGCUGUUCUGCGAAAAAAAAUUACAUAAAUAUUUCAGCAAUUAAGGGGACCCGGUGUGUUAAUAAUGUAUCAAAUAAUAAUAGGUUUCAGAAAAGCGUCAAAUACUCUAAAGGAGACUAAAAAUAGUUUUCAAAAUUGAUUCUAAAUGGAAAAUUAUCGAUAUUAUGCGAUAUCGACUUUUGUGCAAGCCUACGUUUCAAAAUGUCAUCCUGAAAGUUGAAUGAAUGUGUCGCGAGAGAUAAUUAAAGUUUAAACAUAAUUAAAGUUGUGUUUACUAAAUCUUUUCUAUAAAAAAUGGAGCUCAACGAUGUGAUAGUUAAUCAACCCGUAGUCAUAGAUAAUGGCUCCGGUGUAAUUAAAGCUGGAUUUGCUGGUGAUCAGAUACCGAAAUGCCGUUUCCCAAAUUAUAUUGGUCGACCGAAGCAUGUCCGUGUCAUGGCAGGUGCGUUAGAAGGGGAGUUGUUUGUUGGUCCCCGUGCUGAGGAACAUAGAGGACUCCUCAGUAUCAAAUAUCCCAUGGAACAUGGGAUAGUUACAGAUUGGAAUGACAUGGAGAGAGUAUGGAACUAUAUUUACAGUAAGGAUCAACUAUCAACAUUUUCGGAGGAACAUCCCGUUCUAUUGACAGAAGCCCCGUUAAAUCCACGACGUAAUCGCGAAAAGGCAGCUGAAGUAUUCUUUGAGACAUUCAAUGUGCCAGCAUUAUUUCUUUCUAUGCAAGCAGUCCUUAGUUUAUAUGCGACAGGGCGUACCACAGGCGUAGUGUUGGACUCUGGUGAUGGUGUCACUCACGCGGUGCCAAUAUACGAGGGGUUUGCGAUGCCCCACAGCAUUAUGAGGGUGGACGUAGCCGGGCGUGACGUCACCAGAUACCUACGGUUACUACUACGAAAGGAAGGUGUAAAUCUUCGCACUUCAGCAGAACUGGAGAUUGUGAAGGCAAUUAAAGAAAGAGCGUGUUACCUCUCCCCUAAUCCUCUGAAGGAGGAAACCAUGGACUCGGAGAGAGCACAGUACACGUUACCCGACGGAAUCCAGCUGGAGGUUGGUCCAGCGAGGUUCAGAGCGCCCGAAGUACUAUUCAGACCAGAUCUAAUCGGCGAGGAGUGCGAAGGUCUCCACGAAGUGCUGAUGUUCGCUAUACAAAAGUCCGAUAUGGACCUACGGAAGGUAUUAUAUCAGAACAUAGUGCUCAGCGGUGGGUCCACACUGUUCAGAGGCUUCGGGGAUAGACUCCUGGCUGAAAUAAGAAGACUAGCGCCUAAAGACAUGAAGAUAAGGAUCUCAGCACCACAAGAGCGUCUCUAUUCUACAUGGAUAGGAGGUUCAAUUCUCGCCUCUCUCGACACUUUCCGAAAAAUGUGGGUGUCCAAACGGGAAUACGACGAGGAAGGACACCGUGCCGUUCACAGGAAGACAUUCUAGACUCGAUACUCUUAGGCUUAAGGUCGAUAUUUGUAAAGCAAGAAUGGAUAUUCGCAAAAAACUAUCACUAUAGAAAUAAAUUAUUAAAUCUAUCAAUACGUUUAAUUUGGUUCAUUGAUUUUAUUUAUUUAAUGUUAAGUAAAUAAAGCUUUCUGUUUGCAAUGUGUAUGUGGAACUGAUAUAAGUUGUCACCAGUAGAUAUAUUAAAUAAUUAGCUGUAAUCCGCGGCUUUGCUCGCAUUGUUAAAGGGAAUUGGCUACUUGACUGCUUCGGGAAAAGUUUUUUUUUUUCUCUAAAAAUAGAAAAACAUUUUUAUUCAUCGGAAUUUGCCUCAAAACCAGUCAGUCACGUGACAUUGAACACGAAUACUGGUUGCACUCGCAACGAAGAUGUUGAAAUUUAGUUAAAUGAAAUUUGACGUCACAAGAUGAUCCGUCAUGGCCGCCCGCGUUUCGGUUCUUGUAAUCCACAGAUUAUAAAAUAUACUUACAAUUUAUUUUAUAACAAUAAAUAUUACCUACAUAGUUAUUGUUUGCAUUUAAGUUACCAUUUCCAAUAUAUAUCAUAAUUUAUUAAUAUAAAUAUCAAGUAGCCAAUUAAGAUAUUUAUCACGGUCCCGACAUUCUCCACAAAUUUUUAUGCGUUUUUAUAACCACGCUCCUUUGGGACGGGAAAAAAUAACAAUAUAUUGCCAUUUAUGAUAUUAGUAUGGAUUUAAAGUUAUCUUUAAAGUUAUUCUACACAAAUCAUGCCUUAUAUGUAUAUCUUUACAACAGGAUUGCAUGCAUUUUUCUAUAUGUGUAAAAUUGUGUUGCAGGGUUAUCGAUAACUUGACUGUCGGUGUAUAUUUACAAGUCUAUAAGGGUCCAUCCAUAAAUUACGUCACAUGUUAUGAGGUGUUACGUGACGAAGUGUGACAUUAGAACAUUAUUUAAUAGAAUUUGUAUGACAGACUGUAUGUACGGGAGGAGGAUCUUAAAUUUCAUGAAAUUCAUGUGACGUAAUUUAUGGAUGGCCCCAUAUUAUCGAUAUAGUUAAAUUAUUACAACACUUAUAAAAAUAGUCAACACGC
Diatraea saccharalis (sugarcane borer) is the source of this 2644-nucleotide messenger RNA. The record is from the annotation of a GenBank genome assembly. Lineage: Eukaryota; Metazoa; Arthropoda; Insecta; Lepidoptera; Crambidae.